Messenger RNA from Grosmannia clavigera kw1407, 267 nucleotides. RefSeq lists its product as uncharacterized. NCBI's taxonomy places the organism in Eukaryota, Fungi, Ascomycota, Sordariomycetes, Ophiostomatales, Ophiostomataceae. The transcript has a single exon. The coding region runs from base 1 to 267 and encodes 88 amino acids. The record is from RefSeq and is a predicted model, not a curated record.
AUGGACGUGGCAAAGGGAGUGGAAGAAGAUUCAGACGUCACUACUGACGUAACUGAAGAUGACGGCGCUGAUGCAGAUGUAGAUGUAUAUGUAGAUGUGGAAAAGGUAGAAGUGGACGUUGGGAUGGUCGUGUUUGUGGAGUUCGAAGCGGAGGCGGCCGGAGUCGGUAUGACUGUCUCGACGAUUGUCACAGGCUGGGUGGCGACAGUUGCUGUGGUCGUCGCUGUGGCGCUGUCGAUGUUGACUACCGACACCUCGGUCACGUAG